Branchiostoma floridae (Florida lancelet) is the source of this 582-nucleotide messenger RNA. RefSeq names its product neuropeptide FF receptor 2-like. The record is from RefSeq and is a predicted model, not a curated record. Bases 1 to 582 code for a protein of 193 amino acids. Lineage: Eukaryota; Metazoa; Chordata; Leptocardii; Amphioxiformes; Branchiostomatidae. The transcript has a single exon. Gene Ontology annotation, biological process: G protein-coupled receptor signaling pathway. Gene Ontology annotation, cellular component: membrane. Gene Ontology annotation, molecular function: peptide binding; G protein-coupled receptor activity.
AUGUCCCUGUUCGUUAUCUGCUAUCUAGUCCCCCUCACGGCCAUAACUGGUCUGUAUCUCCGUGCUGGGUUCCGUCUGUACAAAAGAAGCGCGAGACGCAACCGCACGGCAGAACAAGUCUCCCAGCUUUCCACUAAGACCCAAACUGCUAACAGACCCGCUAACGUCCGUAUCUUUAGAAUGAUGGUGGCCGUCGUUGCCCUGUUUGCAUCUCUGCACUUGCCUCUGUGGGUCGCAACCCUGCUAAACGACUUCGCAACGCCUACGAAAGAGUUAGGUGUGGUCUUGUACACGUACAUCUACCCGGUUGCCCACUGGCUGGCGUUUGCCAACAGUUGUGUGAACCCCAUUUUGUACGCGUUCCUGAACAGGAACUUCCGACAAGGGUUUAUCAAAGCCUUCGUCAAGACUAAAAAGUACAGCGGAGCUCAAACACCCAAAGUAGAUUACAAAAGGCAAGGCGGUCGUGCACGACAGGACAGGGCCCAGUGUCGGCUGACACUUGUAACCCCUGAUGAAAGUCGGCAGCGGCGAGCUACCCCCACAACACCGGGAACAGCUAUGGAUGAGGUGCCCAACUAG